AUGGCAACAUGGCAUCAAUUCAGUGCAGAAUACAGUGAUGAUAACAACAGCAGCUCAGAUGAAGAAGAUGGUUAUGAUGCAGAUGAUGAUGUUGAACAACAAGAUGCAGAACAUGUUUAUGGCAGACAACAAAGAGAAAUGACAGUGGAAGAAAAGAGGAAUCUUGUUGAUGAGAUCAUGCUCAAUAUGGAGGGGGACUCUUUGCCAAGAGGAUUUUUAUCAAACUUGGCUAGAAAGCAUUAUGUGCAUAGAUCAACAACAACAAGAUGGUUUAAGGUAAUUAAACAACACAUGCUAGAAGGAAAUGGUGUAGAUGUUAGGACAAAGAAAUUAGGUACUUGUGGUAGAAAACAAAAGGAAUACACUGAUGAAUUCUUAACAUCAAUCCCUUUGUACAAGAGACAAACUGAAAGAGGGUAUGCUACAACCCUUCAUAUUUCUAAGUCUGCAAUUCAUAGUUUAAGGAAAAGGGGAAGACUAAGAACACACACAAGCACAAACAAACUAGCACUGACUGACAAUCAUAAAAUAGCAAGACUGAAAUGGGUUCUCAGUCACAUUACCCCUAUUCCUGCAGAAGGGGACCCUUCUUUUGUUGAUAUGCAACAAUGGAUACACAUUAAUGAGAAGUGGUUUUUCAUAAACCCAGAAACAAGAACAUUUUAUCUUUUACCAGCAGAAGAAAAUCCAUACAGAGCACAGCAGUCAAGGAGAUUUAAGGUGAAGGCAAUGUUUAUGGGCAUGGUUGGGAAACCAUUGUAUGAUGAGAACAAACAAUUACUACAUGAUGGUAAGUAUGGUCUAUUUCCCUUUGUCAAGUAUGAGCAAGCAAAGAAAAAAAGCAAAAACAAAGACAAGGGUACAAUUGAAGCUAAGGCAGUGCAGAGCAUAAACAAAGAAGCUAUAAGGGACAUGCUACUAAACCAUGUGUUGCCAACAAUACAUGCACAAUGGCCUCCCCAACUGCCCAAGGACAUCACAAUUCGGUGGGACAAUGCUAGGCCUCACCAAAUACCACAAGAUGAAGAAUUUCAGGAAGCAUGUCAAGCAUAUGGGUUCAACAUCAAGUUUAUUUUUCAACCAGCAUAA
Messenger RNA from Chenopodium quinoa (quinoa), 1089 nucleotides. RefSeq lists its product as uncharacterized. The coding region runs from base 1 to 1089 and encodes 362 amino acids. The transcript has a single exon. The record is from RefSeq and is a predicted model, not a curated record. Lineage: Eukaryota; Viridiplantae; Streptophyta; Magnoliopsida; Caryophyllales; Amaranthaceae. Gene Ontology annotation, molecular function: nucleic acid binding.